Messenger RNA from Linderina pennispora, 1608 nucleotides. Its product is annotated as serine hydroxymethyltransferase, mitochondrial-like protein. Gene Ontology annotation, cellular component: cytoplasm. Gene Ontology annotation, molecular function: pyridoxal phosphate binding; serine binding; cobalt ion binding. The coding region runs from base 56 to 1558 and encodes 500 amino acids. Lineage: Eukaryota; Fungi; Kickxellomycota; Kickxellomycetes; Kickxellales; Kickxellaceae. The record is from RefSeq and is a predicted model, not a curated record. The transcript has a single exon. Gene Ontology annotation, biological process: folic acid metabolic process; tetrahydrofolate interconversion; L-serine catabolic process.
CUUCCCUCCACUGUACCUCGUGUUUUCAAGAGUUUUAUACCUACACAAGCAAAAAAUGAUGCUCCAGACCACCCGCCGCCUUGCUUCGCAGCACACCGUGCGUGCCAGUGUGCGAGCCAUGUCGAAGUUUGCCGUGUCGAGCGAGAGCGUGCUGAACCAGCCGCUGUCACAGGCCGACCCCGAGCUGUACAACAUCAUUGAGCUGGAGAAGGCGCGGCAGCGUGCCGGUAUCUGCCUGAUCCCGAGCGAGAACUUCACGUCGCGCGCAGUGAUGGAUGCUCUGGGCUCAGUGAUGCAGAACAAGUACUCGGAGGGCUAUCCGGGCGCGCGCUACUACGGUGGCAACGAGUACAUCGACCAGUCCGAGUCGCUGUGCCAGAAGCGGGCGCUGGAGACGUUCCAUCUGGACAGCAGCAAGUGGGGCGUCAACGUGCAGUCGCUGUCGGGAGCGCCAGCCAACCUGUACGUAUACGGAGCGCUGCUGAAGCCGCACGACCGGCUGAUGGGUCUGGAUCUGCCGCACGGCGGCCAUCUGUCGCACGGAUUCCAGACGCCCACCAAGCGUGUGUCGUACUCGUCGGUGUACUUUGAGACCAUGCCGUACCAGUGCAACGAGGAGACUGGCCUGAUCGACUACGACGCGCUGGAGAAGAACGCCAAGCUGUUCCGUCCCAAGAUCAUCGUUGCUGGAGCCAGCGCCUAUGCGCGCACCAUCGACUAUGCGCGCAUGCGCAAGAUCGCUGACUCUGUUGGCGCCUACCUGAUGGCCGACAUGGCCCAUAUCUCGGGUCUGGUCGCUGCUGGUGUGCUGGAGUCGCCAUUCGACUAUGCCGACAUCGUCACCACCACCACCCACAAGUCGCUGCGUGGUCCCCGCGGCGCCAUGAUCUUCUUCCGCAAGGGCGUCCGUAGUGUCAACAAGAAGGGCGUCGAGACUCUGUACGACCUGGAGCGCCCGAUCAACAUGUCCGUGUUCCCUGGCCACCAGGGCGGCCCCCACAACCACACCAUCUCUGCCCUGGCCGUUGCCCUCAAGCAGGCGCAGUCGCCCGAGUUCGUCCAGUACCAGAAGCAGGUGCUGUCCAACGCCCAGGCCUUCGCCAAGGGCUUUGCUGAGCGCGACUACAAGCUCGUCUCUGACGGCACCGACACCCACCUGCUGCUCGUCAACCUGAUUGCCUCCAAGGGCAUCGAUGGCGCGCGCGUCGAGCGUGUCCUGGAGAUGGCCAAGAUUGCCGCCAACAAGAACACUGUUCCGGGUGACCGCUCUGCCAUGGUCCCUGGCGGUCUCCGCAUGGGCACUCCGGCCAUGACCACCCGUGGUCUGAAGGAGCAGGACUUUGCUCAGAUCGCCGAGUAUGUCGACCGGGCCGUCAUCAUUGCCAAGGAUGUCAGCAAGGACGUGUCGUCCAAGAAGUUCGCCGACUUCAAGGCCACCCUGGGCGAUGACGUCGAUGCGGUUCCGGGUCUGGCAGCUCUCAAGAAGGAGGUUGUUGACUUCUCGCGCAGCUUCCCGGCUGUUGGCUUCUCGGUUGAUACCAUGGUCUACAGGGACUAGAUAGCGGAUUUAAUUUUAGUUUCUAGAAAUACACGUCUUUCAAAGCCUCU